This is a messenger RNA of Lactuca saligna, 528 nucleotides long. The record is from the annotation of a GenBank genome assembly. Lineage: Eukaryota; Viridiplantae; Streptophyta; Magnoliopsida; Asterales; Asteraceae.
AUGCAAGAUAACUUGGGAAUCUUGUCUUUCCCAGUUGGUUCGUACAUUGUGGCGACUGCCUCUCGACUUCGUCAGAGCGACUCAAGCUCCGGUGAGCUUGUUUUGAGUAAGGUCGAGCGGGAUGAACUGAAAGUAAGGUUGCUGGAGUUAGAGGGAGAGAAACGGUCAUUUGAGGAGCGAUAUGAUGUUUUGGCAGGGGAGAAAGCGUCUUUGCAGGACCAGUUGGAGGAGGAGAUUGCAAGGAGAAAGGUUGUAGAGGAGGAUUUGGGGUGGUUACUUCAAAAGGGCAUAGUUCGGGUGGUGGAUAAGGUUGUUAAGAGCGCUGAGUUUUCAUUGGGGGUUAGGCAGAUAAAGAUGGCGUGUGUGGCUAUCGGUGUGGAGAAUGGCAAGCAGGUGAUUCUGGAGCAGGUUGUCGAUAGAAUUGUCUUCAGGGAACCAGACACUACUGUGGAGCAUGCUCAGGUGAUGCAUGCUACUGUAAAAAUCUUUCAUGGAGACAGACUUUACCUCCUACAUUUUCCUGGGUAA